Messenger RNA from Linum tenue, 627 nucleotides. The record is from the annotation of a GenBank genome assembly. NCBI's taxonomy places the organism in Eukaryota, Viridiplantae, Streptophyta, Magnoliopsida, Malpighiales, Linaceae.
UGGCGAAGCAGCUCAGUGCAUGCUAGAAGUAGUGGAUUCUGAGAUUGCUGAUAUUAUUGAGAAUGAAAAAGCUCUCAAUGUGAAGCCUCUAUCAGGUCACUGCCUUGGUGAAACCUCAAAACAGACUAAUGGCUCUUUAUCUUCCUCAUGGUGGCCAUCUUUCACAUGGUUAUCAGGUAAUCACAUUUCCAUCAUACUUAUUUCUUUUUGCUUGGAAUCACCAAAAUCUUCAUCUGUUAGGAAGUUUAGAAGUUCUUCGCCUAUCACAUAUUGCCUCCUCUGCUUCAUGGCAAGACAUGAAGGAAUUGGUGCUGCUGGUUCACUUGCAGCAGCAAGGGGGGAAAAAGACUAGGGAUGCAAUAGGGAGGAGCUUCUGGUUUUGGCAACAGGGGAUGCAAAAAGAGGGGCUAUUGAUUUUGGCAUGAAGAGCUUCCAGUUAAUGAAGGAAGUUGAUCUACUACAGAUGAAAAGUGCUGGAGUUUUUUUUUUUUUUUUUUGCUUCAAGGAUGACUGGAUUUGGUAGUAUUAAGGAGCUAAGAGGAGUUAUGACCAUUUGCUAGCUUGUUAUACUUUAGAAUGCUGAUUUGGUAGUAUUCGAAUGCUGAUUGGGAGAUUUUUGUGUUGAGG